AUGAAAAGGUUCUAUAAUGAUGUAAUUUUUUACUCUCUGGAGUUUUCAGUCUCUCGCAUAGCUUUGGUCAAACCUGAUAAAGCAAGAGGGGUAGAGGAUGUUCUUCUGAGAGCUGCUCAGUCCGGUGGAAUAUCUGAAAAGGUGUCUGAAGAAAGGCUUAUCUCACUUCUGGAGCAAAUCAAUACCCACACUAGCAAACAGACGAAAGUUACGAUUCAGAGGCGCCGGAGCGUCCUUGACGACGAUGACUAGCUGCAUGUGUGUUGUGUGUACGAUGAGCUGGUGGAGGAGUCUGCCGUAGCGCAAAACUGCUUGCUAAAAAUGAUGAUUAUCAAACGCUAUAUCAACAACCAUCAAAACUUGAGCGACUAUUUGAUGGAUAUUUGGCCGUAUAUGAAUUAAUUCGAGUUUGGUUUGGCUUGUUCCA
Messenger RNA from Oryza sativa Japonica Group (Japanese rice), 427 nucleotides. The record is from RefSeq and is a predicted model, not a curated record. Lineage: Eukaryota; Viridiplantae; Streptophyta; Magnoliopsida; Poales; Poaceae.